This is a messenger RNA of Racocetra fulgida, 723 nucleotides long. Lineage: Eukaryota; Fungi; Glomeromycota; Glomeromycetes; Diversisporales; Gigasporaceae. The record is from the annotation of a GenBank genome assembly.
AUGCCACUUAAAAUCCGUAAACGGCUCACUAUUUCUGCUAGGUCACCGGUUGACAGAUCUUCUUCUUCUUCAUCACUUGACAAGAACGAAGAGAAAUCAUUUAAUGAAUUCAAUGGAAAUAGUCAGUUGAAAGCAAACGUUAAUAGCGGAAACCUUUUAUUUUAUGGAAAUGGGUCAUUUCCGUCAUCACCAAUGUCUUGGGGGACAGGUUUAAGUUGGUCACAAAUUCGAGCACCAAGGUCGAAUUAUGACUCAGAAGAUCAAGCAUCUGUAGUUCACAACGAAAUACAACCAACUAAAGAUCAUGCAAAUAGUUCUUUGACGGUACAUGAGAAUAAUCAAACAGGAAUAUCAAAUGGUAUUUCUGGUAUAGCUGUACGAUCCUUAGUUAAGACAUCUGGAUCUUUAAGUCGAUCACCAUCUUUACGAUCGCCGUCUUUGACACCGCCUCCAUCGCUAAGUUCUAAUACAGAAAAACUUAAUACGGUGGCGAAAAGCGCAUCAAAAAUAGCUAGACAAAAAUCAAGCAGUAGUUUAGGAACCAGCGUAGAUGGAAAUUUGAAGACUAAUGGAAUUAAACAAGUACGACUACAAGUAAAACCAACAACAUCACUCAUUAGAACACCGUCUCGUACAUCAUCCUCAAAAGUAAAUGAUAAUAAUUUAGAAGAUACUGAACUGGACACAAAGAAUGAACCUCGACAGGUUUGUAUUCGAAUUUGA